AUACUUCGUACACUUUCUAAUAUCUGGCCGUACGGCGUAAAUAUGUCGCAAAAUCCACUAACCGAGCUGACGCACCAACUGAUUGACUACUUCGCCAUUUACCCAGAGAAUGAGGAUGCUCGACGCAUGCAGCGCUACGGCGAGCUCAUACGCUAUCAUAAUGAGAACCUGAUCGAAUUCGGAGAUCUGAGCAUUGCGGCAAGUUAUAUAAAUUGGCAUUGCUUUAGUCAGAAGCAGGGAUUGCAGCUGCGCAUGCAGUCCGAACAGAUGCUGCCGGAUGAUGAGUCGCGCGAGGAUCUGCUAGAGCAGAGCAAAAAGUGGAUAUUUCCCCUGCAGAAUGUCACGAAGUUGCGCAAAGAGCGCUACGCGUUGCGUUUUUAUCGUCCUCCCAUCAUUGCCCAUGUGCUCAACUCAAUACUGAAGCAUGGUGAAAACUAUGGACAGCACAAGAAGCUGGAAAAGAGUGCGUCACUUAUGCCCACUCUGUGCCUGACCCUACACGAACAAUUUCUGGAUCCAGAGGUUGGAAACACCAAAGAGCUACACAAGUUCCGUGCCAGGCAACUGUACCUGAUUGUGUGCCGAUUGCUGGCCUACGCCAACUGGCGCCUGGUGGAGCCACAGGACCAGACGCCUGGGACACUGCUGGUCAGCGUCGAGUGCAACAAUCUACCACGUCGCUUCGCCACCGAUCAGAUGGACAAGAAGAAUGUGCGCAUGGUGUGUGGCCCGGUUCUCGAACCGACCAAGAAGACUGCCACAAUGCUGACCAGCGGCAGCUAUAUGGCCCUGCGCUCCAACGAUAUGCUGCUCAUAGCCAUGCAUCGACAUGGCGUGCGCGACUGCGCCAAGGGCACUGACUUUGAGAGUCUGAUGCAGCGUCUGGGUCAUGCAGCCGUCAUAGUGGAUCUGUUUGAGGUGCGCCAUGGCAGUGGCGCCACCGUGGUGCGAAAUGGCUUGGGUAGCUCCAAGGGCGCCAACUAUAUAUUGUACAAUUCGGCACGUCUAGAAACACUCUUACGCACCUUUGCCGCACAAGUGGACGCAGGUGUCUAUGAGCCGUUGCCACCGUUAGAGAAAAUCGAUCUUAGUGUGCUUGAAGAUGAGCUCGACUGGCAGCUAAUCUAUGGCUAUUUGCUUACCUUCCCAGAGCUAGUUGAAUCGACGCUAGUCCAACUAGAUCAGGGCUUGUGCGCCGUGCAUCUACUCGUCCGUUAUAUUGUUGAUUUGGCUAGCCUAUUUAGCCGCUACUACCGCAACAAGCAGAUUCUCGUGCAACAGCGCUCGAAUCUGAUGCCCGUGCUCUAUGCCCGCAUCUACCUGGUCAAGGCGGUGCGGGAGGUGCUGAAUGCAGCAUUGGCCCUGUUAGGAAUACAGCCCGUAGACUAUAUGUAAGGGCCAUCAAACGAGCUUAACACCAAACAAAAAACCCCAAAAAGACGUAUCUUCUGUUUUAUGUAUAUUUAAUGUACAAAUAUUUUUAAAUUUAACAACAAUAUAAGCUAUGUAUGGAUAAGGCUUACGACUAAAAGGGUGCUGCACUAUGCAAACCUCCAUAAAAUGUCGUUUACAAAUAAAUAUUAUCAUUGGAAA
This is a messenger RNA of Drosophila montana, 1593 nucleotides long. RefSeq names its product DALR anticodon-binding domain-containing protein 3. The coding region runs from base 43 to 1395 and encodes 450 amino acids. Lineage: Eukaryota; Metazoa; Arthropoda; Insecta; Diptera; Drosophilidae. The transcript is spliced from 3 exons. Gene Ontology annotation, molecular function: ATP binding; tRNA binding; arginine-tRNA ligase activity. Gene Ontology annotation, biological process: tRNA C3-cytosine methylation; arginyl-tRNA aminoacylation. The record is from RefSeq and is a predicted model, not a curated record.